UACUAGUGAUAUUUUUUACGUCGAUCUUACAUCGCGUCGCCAGAAAAAAAAAUCUCAGGGUCAAAUGGACAUGGUCUGGCGACUUUGCGCUAGACUUACGUCGAACCGGCUAGCGGAGAUGGAUGAAGAGGGUGUGUGG
Messenger RNA from Paraglomus brasilianum, 139 nucleotides. The record is from the annotation of a GenBank genome assembly. NCBI's taxonomy places the organism in Eukaryota, Fungi, Glomeromycota, Glomeromycetes, Paraglomerales, Paraglomeraceae.